Messenger RNA from Gopherus evgoodei (Goodes thornscrub tortoise), 1084 nucleotides. It is a transcript of the gene MARCHF11, whose product is annotated as membrane associated ring-CH-type finger 11. NCBI's taxonomy places the organism in Eukaryota, Metazoa, Chordata, Testudines, Testudinidae. Gene Ontology annotation, biological process: protein ubiquitination. Gene Ontology annotation, molecular function: zinc ion binding; ubiquitin-protein transferase activity. The record is from RefSeq and is a predicted model, not a curated record.
AUGGGGUUAAAGGAUUCAUUUGCCAGAGCCCAGGUUGGAGACAGUUCAGGUGAUCUCUGGGGAGAAGCGGCGGCUCGGAGAGAGCCCGGGGGCAGGCGGGGGCCGCGGGGCGACAAACCCGAGACCCGCUCCGUGUGCGGCAGCGACAGCGGCAGCGACAGCAACCCCGGCGGCGCCGGCCCCAUCUGCAAGAUCUGCUUCCAGGGCGCCGAGCAGGGUGAAUUGUUAAAUCCCUGCCGAUGUGAUGGGUCAGUACGGUACACACAUCAAUUGUGUCUCUUAAAGUGGAUCAGUGAAAGAGGGUCAUGGACCUGUGAGCUCUGCUGUUACAGAUACCAUGUUAUAGCAAUUAAAAUGAAAAAACCUUGCCAGUGGCAACGCAUUACAAUAACACUGGUUGAGAAAGUGCAGAUGAUUGCUGUAAUCUUAGGAUCUCUGUUCUUAGUAGCAAGUGUGACUUGGCUUCUAUGGUCAGCCUUCAGCCCCUAUGCAGUAUGGCAAAGAAAGGACAUCCUUUUUCAAAUCUGCUAUGGAAUGUAUGGUUUUAUGGAUCUAGUGUGCAUAGGACUAAUUGUACAUGAAGGUGCAUCAGUUUACAGAGUGUUUAAGCGCUGGAGGGCUGUUAAUCUUCACUGGGAUGUAUUAAAUUAUGAUAAAGCUACAGACAUAGAAGAGAGCAAUCGAGGAGCAUCUUCACCGGGUAGGACAUUGUGGUUACCACUAACUGCAUUUAGAAACAGAAAUUUAAUUCAUCCAACACAGUUAACCUCUCCAAGAUUUCAGUGUGGCUAUGUAUUGCUGCAUCUGUUCAAUCGAAUGAGACCUCAUGAGGAUUCAUCAGAAGACAACAGUUCUGGAGAGGUUGUGAUGAGAGUGACCUCAGUAUAAAGAUAAUGCUCACUGUGCUACACAAAUAAGGAUAAUGUGGCCUGGACUUUACAGUACUCCGGAAUGUAGUUGCAAUGAAUGGUGAUACCAUAGCACUUCUAAAAAUAUUUAGAACUUUUAAAACAUUUAAUGCUUUUUGUAUGAUCAGUUGAAUUGCAAAUACAUUUUUCUGAAAAAGUUGUUGCUUGCUUUUUUA